AUGCCUCAAAUAAGACAAAACAAUGUAAGUGGCGGGAAGGGAAACAAAGACAUGUUUAUUGAACGGAACAAUAAAAUAUGUGCUGCUGGUAAACCAACUGAUCAACCUCUAGAAAAUAUAAGCUCUCCAUUAAAAUGGUAUAGCUUACAAGACGAAGUUGAUGCACUAAUAAGUGAUGCUAUUGAGCCUUCCACUUUGAAGACUAAAUUUCCUCCAAUAAAGGAAGUAAAAAAACGGGAUAUGCGAUAUGCAAGUAUUUUUAGUGAGGGAUCUGAACUUCUCAAUCCCCCAGUUAAAACAAAAAUGCAAACUCUAGUAGAAGACUUUAAAAAUACAACUUAUUCAUCAUACUGGAAAAAAGCAGUAGGUAAAAUUUCUGACCCCGUGCCUACACUUCCUGAAGGUUUCAAUAUUUAUAGUACCCCAUGUGGUUUGGACAAGCGAACUCAUGAUAGUGCAUAUGAUAUAAUUUUGCCUAAGAACCCCAUUAUUGAUAAAACUCCGAAAUCAAAAAGUCCAGGUUACCAGGUAAACCGCAAUUACUGUUUUUUUAACAAAAAUUCUACAUUCGGAAUAAAAGCUGAGGGAGAUCGUACUGGAAAGUUUAUGAAAUGUUGUCUCACUGAUGAUAGAGUAACUUUAGGUACUGCAUUAAAACAAACAAUAGCUGACAUACAGGCCAAAUUCAAAAAUGAAACAGCUUCUAAGUUAGCCACAUCUAUCAUGCCUAAUAAUAAUAUUAGCCGUGUCCCGGAAGGUUUUGCUUUUGGAAAAAUAUAUCCACCAGGAGAACAACUAAUAGAGUGUUUGAGAGAGCCAUCGCCUGAACUGCCAAAAAUUUAUGAUGUACCGGAAGAAUAUUUAGAUUUCAGAACAACGUAUGGAGAUAUGGUAAGAGAAAAUCAAGAAAUUGAUACAAGGAACAUGGCUGGUAUUCCUUCAGGAAGAUAUUUUGACAAAGAUUAUCCCAUUACACCUGAAGGUUGUUGCAAGGCCGAUAGAACUUAUCUUCCUCAUGAAUCUGACGCUAGAACCUGUUUGCUUCCAAGUAUUCUCACGAGUUUAGGUGUAAGCCAUCGUGAUUUAUACGCUAGACGUGAUCGUAAAACAAUCAUGGAAGUAUUUGGAAGAGCUGGAUAUAAAUUUGAUGAGGAAAAAUUUAAAACUAUUUGGGAAAUGGCCGAGAAGUAUCAUUCUCAAAAAUGGGUUUGCUAUGAAACCUUUCGCAAAUGCUUACGAGAGUAUGAAAAGAACCAAGAUAGCAAGAGUUGA
Messenger RNA from Danaus chrysippus (African queen), 1272 nucleotides. The record is from the annotation of a GenBank genome assembly. NCBI's taxonomy places the organism in Eukaryota, Metazoa, Arthropoda, Insecta, Lepidoptera, Nymphalidae.